GAUAACGGCCGCAUCAGAGGUCUCAUUCAGCCGCCGGCAGAGGACUCGACAGCACUUCCUCCCCUCCUGUCACCUUCAGCGCUUUAUUUCUUUCCUCUAAGGAAACCUCCUGCUUCCAGCAAACAAAAUGGCAGAUGAAGAGAUUGCAGCUCUCGUCAUUGACAAUGGCUCUGGUAUGUGCAAGGCCGGCUUCGCUGGAGACGAUGCUCCCCGUGCUGUCUUCCCCUCAAUUGUUGGACGCCCAAGACAUCAGGGUGUGAUGGUUGGUAUGGGUCAGAAGGACAGCUAUGUAGGUGAUGAGGCCCAGAGCAAGAGAGGUAUCUUGACCCUGAAGUACCCCAUUGAACACGGUAUUGUCACAAACUGGGAUGAUAUGGAGAAGAUCUGGCAUCAUACCUUCUACAAUGAGCUGCGUGUGGCCCCUGAGGAACACCCAGUCCUGCUUACAGAAGCUCCUCUGAACCCCAAAGCCAACAGGGAAAAGAUGACCCAGAUCAUGUUUGAGACCUUCAACACCCCAGCCAUGUACGUUGCCAUCCAGGCUGUGCUGUCUCUGUAUGCCUCUGGUCGUACCACUGGUAUUGUGAUGGACUCUGGAGAUGGUGUCACCCACACAGUGCCCAUUUACGAAGGUUAUGCCUUGCCCCACGCUAUUCUGCGUCUGGAUUUGGCUGGCCGUGACCUGACAGACUACCUCAUGAAGAUCCUGACUGAAAGAGGCUACAGCUUCACCACCACAGCCGAGAGGGAAAUUGUGAGAGACAUCAAGGAGAAGCUCUGCUAUGUUGCUCUUGACUUUGAGCAGGAGAUGGCCACAGCUGCCUCAUCUUCAUCCCUUGAAAAGAGCUAUGAGCUGCCUGACGGCCAGGUCAUCACCAUCGGAAACGAAAGGUUCAGGUGUCCAGAGGCCCUCUUCCAGCCAUCUUUCUUGGGUAUGGAAUCCUGCGGCAUCCAUGAGACCACCUUCAACUCCAUCAUGAAGUGUGAUGUUGAUAUCCGUAAGGAUCUGUAUGCCAACACUGUCCUGUCUGGAGGUACCACUAUGUAUCCUGGCAUUGCUGACAGAAUGCAGAAGGAAAUCACAGCCCUUGCACCCAGCACAAUGAAAAUCAAGAUCAUUGCACCACCUGAGCGCAAGUACUCAGUCUGGAUUGGUGGCUCCAUCCUUGCAUCCCUGUCCACCUUCCAACAGAUGUGGAUCAGCAAGCAGGAAUACGAUGAGUCCGGUCCCUCCAUUGUUCACCGCAAAUGCUUCUAAAUGGACUGCUAGUGGAUGCGUUGCAUUUGCUGCGUGAAUUCUUCAAAGUAUUAAUUUGCCUUGGCAAAUGUGUACGCCUCAUGCUAGCCUCGUGAAACUGGAAUAGAGCCAACUUCACCACGAACUUGCCCUGGGAAUGUGAGACACUUCCUAAAGUCACUUUUUCUGGGGGGGAUUUUCUAAUGCAAGACUUGGACCUGUCUCUCAAAAUCAUUCCUUUGGUGUCAGUGAUAGCGUAUCAUACCCUGUACACACCUCUGAUACAAACCCUGGUUGGCAUACCGUCUGGGUAUCCCUUAGCUAAGUUUGUUUUUUGCGUAGAAAGAAGCAUUUCUGUGAAAGGCUGCCGAUCUGCAACAGUGUUGUGAAUGACACUUCUCCCUAACCAAUAAAGUAGCUGUCUGGGGAGAAGUUGACAUUAGAGCUGUGUACAGGGUAUCCAAAGUUAGGCUUCCAGCUAUCAAAAUAGCGCUUAAUAUUCCAGAAUUUCACGUUGGAGGCUGGUAAGAGUCAUGAAGGAGUUGUCACUUCUGUCUUGCCACUUUUCCUUAAGUCAGGAAAAUGUGACAUCCAGGCCUUAGAUCCAGUUUAUUUUUCUGUUAACCCGGCUUGUAUUCCCAACAUUCACCAUGGGUCUGAAGAAGUUACAAACCUUAUUGCAGUUACACCUGUAAAUUUAUACAUCCAAGUUUAAUUUAUGUAAAUUUUUUUUUGUACGUUGCCUUAAUGUUCUCACAUGACAGUAGAAAACCAAAAUUUGCAAGUCAUCCUGCCGUUGAAUUGUAACUCCCGGAAACACUUCAUUGUGUAAGAAUAAAGCGCUGCAGUAAUACAA
Messenger RNA from Spea bombifrons (plains spadefoot toad), 2093 nucleotides. It is a transcript of the gene ACTG1, whose product is annotated as actin gamma 1. The transcript is spliced from 6 exons. Lineage: Eukaryota; Metazoa; Chordata; Amphibia; Anura; Pelobatidae. The record is from RefSeq and is a predicted model, not a curated record. The coding region runs from base 128 to 1258 and encodes 376 amino acids.